AUGGCCCCAGUUGCAUUAAUAUUUGGUAUAACAGGACAGGAUGGGUCAUAUUUAAGCGAAUUGCUUUUAGAUAAAGGAUAUGAAGUUCAUGGGGUUAUUAGGAGAUGUAGUACAUUUAAUACAAAAAGAAUAGAUCAUAUAUUUGAAAAAUUAAAUUUACAUUAUGGUGAUUUACUUGAUAAUAGUAAUAUAUUUUCUUUAAUAACUAAAAUAAAACCAAAUGAAAUAUAUAAUUUAGCUGCACAAAGUCAUGUAAAAGUAAGUUUUGAAUUACCUGAAUAUACAGCACAAUGUACAGCUAUAGGUACACUAAGAAUAUUAGAAUCAAUUAAAUUAUCAAAAAUUAAUAAUAUCAAAUUUUAUAAUGCUUCAACAUCAGAAUUAUAUGGUAAUAAUAUUCAAAGUCAAUGUCAUAAUGAAAAUACACCAUUUAGUCCAGUUUCACCUUAUGGUAUAGCAAAAUUAUAUAGCCAUUAUAUAACAAAAAAUUAUAGAGAAGCAUAUAAUAUGUUUUGUGUUAAUGGUAUAUUAUUUAAUCAUGAGAGUCCAAGACGUGGUGAAACAUUUGUUACAAAAAAAAUUACAAAAGGGAUAGCAAAAAUAUUUAAAAAAAUUCAAACUGUUAUUACAUUAGGAAAUAUUGAUACAUUUAGAGAUUGGGGUCAUGCAAAAGAUUAUGUAUAUGCAAUAUAUUUAAUGUUACAACAAAAAACACCUAGCGAUUUUGUUAUUUGUUCUAAUCAACAUCAUUCAGUUCGAGAAUUUUGUGAAAUUGCUUUUGCAUUUGCAGGCUUAUAUUUAAAAUGGGUUAAUAAUGGAAUAGAUGAAGUUGCAGUAGAUCAAUAUAAUAAUAUAGUUAUUAAAAAAGAUAAAAAAUAUUAUAGAGAUUCUGAAAUUAACAAUUUAUUAGGAGACUGUUCGAAGGCAACAAAUAUACUUAAAUGGAAACCCAAUUAUAAUUUUAUGCAAUUAGUAUAUGAUAUGUUAGAAUAUGAUUUUAACGAUUAUGGCUUGCAACUUGAUGACUAUGAUACAUGCAUAAGUCGGUACAAAAAUUGCAAAAUUAAUCACGUAAAUUAA
Messenger RNA from Plasmodium yoelii, 1080 nucleotides. Its product is annotated as GDP-mannose 4,6-dehydratase, putative. Bases 1 to 1080 code for a protein of 359 amino acids. The transcript has a single exon. Gene Ontology annotation, molecular function: GDP-mannose 4,6-dehydratase activity. Gene Ontology annotation, biological process: GDP-mannose metabolic process. The record is from RefSeq and is a predicted model, not a curated record. NCBI's taxonomy places the organism in Eukaryota, Apicomplexa, Aconoidasida, Haemosporida, Plasmodiidae.